GGUUAGUUUAUUGUUUAUCUAUUUGACAGGUAUAAGGUGGACCUGAAAUUGCCGGACGAUGAACCAAGAGAUCGAGAUAAUCAAUGAAAUAAAUAAAAUAUGUAGAACUUGUUUAAAAGAGAAGAAUGAGGAAGAUCUACGUGAUCUAUUCGAAGAUUCUCUAAACUUAUUACUUUAUGAUUUGACUUGUAUUUCUAUUAAUAAAAAUGAUGGUUUUCCUACAGGCAUAUGCAAUAGUUGUUCAAUAUCAUUGAACAUUGCUAUCAAUUUCAAACAUCAAUGUACAAAAGCUAAUGAUGAUCUACAUGCAUCCUUUCUUGCAAAUAAUACAAUAAUUACUGAACUAAAAACUGCAGAAAUAUUUCCAGAAUCAGAAUUUCAUUCCAACUGCAAUAAUGUAUAUCUCUCAGAUAGGAGUAAUGCAGAAGAAGUAAAUAUGAAACUUAAUUUGGAACAACCAUUGCAUGAAACUAGUAAGGAAAUUAUUGAAGAAGAAAUUAUUAUCCUUGAAGAAUGCUCUGAAACAAUUGUAGAGAAAGAUAUGCAAUCUCCCUAUCUCGAUGAAGUAACAUGUAAAAUAUGUAAUAAAAACUUCAGAAAUGAAAAUACGUUAAGAAGCCAUUCAGUUGAACAUGGAGAAAUGAUUGAAUGUGAAAUUUGUGAAGAAAAGUUUUCCUCCUUAGCACUAUUCAAAGUUCAUAAAAAACAGCAUGUAAAACUAAAGGCACAUAAAUGUAAAUUUUGCCAGAAAGAAUUUUCACAGCCUACAAAUUUAUCAAAGCACCUGAGAAUACAUGGUGGUGAAAGAAGACAUUUAUGUACAAUUUGUGGAAAAGGUUUUUUUGAACCAGGGCAUCUGACGAUUCACAUGAGAACUCAUACAGGAGAGAAACCAAUAAUAUGUUCCAUAUGUGGCAAAAGGUUUUCAGAUCUCCAUGGGCUAAAAGCUCAUAAUAAAACUCAUACAGGCGAGAAAAAAUUUGAAUGUGAUAUAUGUGGAAAAAAAUUUGCUCAUUCUUUUGUGCUUACCACCCAUAAACGUACUCAUACUGGUGAAAGACCUUAUAAGUGUGAAACAUGUGGAUCAUCAUUUGUCACAUCAUCAUAUCUCACAAUUCAUCAAAGGAUUCAUACUCAAGAAAGGCCAUACAAAUGUGAUACCUGUUUGAAGAAUUUCAUCAGUAGAUGCUCACUAGUAGCCCAUUUAAGGAUACAUUCUGGAGAAAAGAGGUUUCAGUGUAAAAUAUGUGGUAAAAGGAUGGGUAGAUCUGCAGAUCUUCAAGUUCACAUGAGAUCUCACACAGGAGAAAAGCCAUACUCUUGCAACUUGUGCUUCAAAAAAUACCACACCUCCAGUAAUUUAGCAGCACAUAAAAGAACUCAUUUGGGAAUUAAAGAUCAUGUUUGCUCCACUUGUGGAAAAGCAUUUGCAGAUCCCAGAACUCUCAAAGCUCAUAUUAGAAUACAUACAGGUGAAAGGCCAUACCUGUGCACAGUUUGUGGUGUCAGAUAUACUCAACCUGGUCAACUAUCUGCUCAUAGGAAAUCCCAUUUGGUAGAUAGCAGUUGAAGUAAUUAAAGAAGAAAGAUGGAAAAUUUCAGUUCACGAAAACAUUUUAUAAAAAAUUGAAGGAAUAAAUAUAAAUUAUUUAAUAAA
Messenger RNA from Harmonia axyridis, 1657 nucleotides. RefSeq names its product zinc finger protein OZF-like. The transcript has 8 exons. The coding region runs from base 59 to 1570 and encodes 503 amino acids. The record is from RefSeq and is a predicted model, not a curated record. Gene Ontology annotation, molecular function: zinc ion binding. NCBI's taxonomy places the organism in Eukaryota, Metazoa, Arthropoda, Insecta, Coleoptera, Coccinellidae. Gene Ontology annotation, cellular component: nucleus.